AUGAACUUUGGACUAGGUUUAUCUAGGUCAACUUUGAAAUAGGUUUCUGAUAUUUCUGUAAUGUUCAGCAAAGGAUAUUGUCUGAAACUUUCAAGUUAUAAUAGUCUGUAGAUAUUAUAUAUCAAACAACUUUCAAAUCUUUGUUUACCACUAUAAGUGCAUUUGAAACUUAUGUAUACCAAAGAUUUUUUAUAAUAAACAAAUUUAAAAUCACAAUAAUAAGCAAUAAGUACAAUACAAUGUUCGUAGUGCUAUGUUAAUCAGUUAGACAUGAAAAACGGGCAGGGCCUGAAUGUUAGGCCCGGUCCGUUUCUUAUGUCUAACAUCAGUAGUCAAAGAAGACAUGGCCCAAUUUGUUCAAAAAAACAAUUUUCAAAACUCUGUUGAAAUAAAAAACGUCUUCUCGAAUUUACUUUUUACCAUUUUUUACCUCAUUUCGUAUUCUUUAAUCCGCAAAACGGUCGAAUUUUCGCCGUUUGUUUGAUGAAUUCCAUUUGGUUAACGAUCCUCUUCUGGUCAGGACAACUUCUCAUCUUUUGUGGAACAAUCAAUUGUUUUUCAGAAUAAAGCCAAACAUAAAUUUUCGGAGAAAAAAACGGCCGUAUAUCCCGCCUGAAGGGGAGUAAGUUUUUUUUUAAAUUUUUAAAAAUUAAUUUUUUUUUGAUUUUUUACGGUAUCCCUAACUUUAAAUUUUUUCAGCGGACAUUACAACAGUGUAAAGAACAAAACAUUAGCCAAAACGCAAGAUUCGCAGACGGAGAAGACCGCACAGAAGUCGAAUAAGAAGCAAAAGAAGAGCAGUAACAGGUCCAGUUCAUCUUCCCCCCACACCUCCAGUAGCCGUCGGAGAAGAAAGAACAAAGAUAAGAAAACUGAGGUGGGUUACAGUAAAAUACAGUAAGACUGGGAUGGCAAUAGGAAAAUUGUAAAUAAGGUAACAUAGGGCAGAGUAAGAUACACAGGGGCUAGGACAAUGUAGGUUACGGUAGUUUGGUGUAGGGUAGAGUAGGGUAGGGAUUAAAAUUUUGAAAAAUGGCUUUCGGAUGAAAAAUAAAAUUUCGUACUUUCAGGUCGAAGUUACACAACAGUCAUCACCAGUAGUAUCAGAAUGUUGCGAAGACAAGAAAAUUGACGAGAAGCAUGAACAGAAAACCCAAGAAUUAACCAACGAUUCGUCAAAAGAAAGACCAAAGGAACAUGUAGGUUUAUAGCUUAUAUUGUAGUAAAUUAAUGUACUUUUGUUCAAAGAACUCGUUAAUGAAGAGGUGGAAUAAGUGGAAUAAGGUGAAUGAAAGAUUUGUUAUAAUCGACAAACCUUACAUUAUAGUCAUCAUACUUUCUACUUUCAGUCCUUCACCACAGAUGGCCCAACCAAAUAUGCAAAUUCACUCAACUCGACUCUGCUCAAAGUUGGGCACUAUACAGGAAAGAACGACAAAGACGUAACACAAGCUACACAACUCACUCAGGCCAAGACAAUGCAUACCCAACAGAAAUCAUCAGCUACGAAACAUCCGAAAACUUCAACGGCGGAAGAGGCUUAG
Messenger RNA from Bursaphelenchus okinawaensis, 1544 nucleotides. The record is from the annotation of a GenBank genome assembly. NCBI's taxonomy places the organism in Eukaryota, Metazoa, Nematoda, Chromadorea, Rhabditida, Aphelenchoididae.